This is a messenger RNA of Myripristis murdjan (pinecone soldierfish), 4542 nucleotides long. RefSeq names its product fucose kinase (gene fcsk). The record is from RefSeq and is a predicted model, not a curated record. Gene Ontology annotation, molecular function: fucokinase activity; ATP binding. Lineage: Eukaryota; Metazoa; Chordata; Actinopteri; Holocentriformes; Holocentridae. Bases 315 to 3584 code for a protein of 1089 amino acids. The transcript is spliced from 23 exons. Gene Ontology annotation, biological process: GDP-L-fucose salvage.
GGAAGCGCGAACGGUCAAGAAUAAAAUCCAGGCGCGCGGUAUGCGGCAGUGAGGAGGAAAUAAAGUUCGUCAUUUUCCAGCAGCAAAAUGCGUAAAAAGUCCCAAACAUCCGGAUGAUAGCGCGUCAAACUGCGGCUCCGUCUGACCAGGGUGCGUUAGUUUUACUCCCCCAGGUUCACCGUGCGGUUCUCAGGUUAAAUCGCCGUGUUAUGUGGUUGUUGAUGGAGCCGAGGUGUGCACGCACUCCUCAGAGGACAUUAUAACGCUCCCGCUGCGGGUUUAAAGUCUCAUCUGGGAUUAUAAUCUGAGGUUUGAUGUCGGGCAGCGGCCGGUUCAGCUGGACGGUGGUCGUCCUCACCUGCCAGCAUAAAGACAGCGUCUACUCCUUCCAGAGAGAGCUGGAGCUGAGGCAGCAGCGUGGCUCUCUCUCUCGGGGUGCGUUGGUUUUGACAGUGAGGGACCGCCAGGAGCCGCUGGGCAGCGGCGGGGCGACGCUCAACGCUCUGUUGGUGGCUGCAGAACACCUGAGCAACAGAGCGGGGCACACGGUGGUCACAGCCGACGUCCUGGAUGAUGCUCACAUCCUCAUCCUGCACACUGGCCGUGAUUUCCCCUGGAGUCCCUGCAGCAGGGCUUUCUGCUGGCUGGCUCAGGAGAAACCAGAUCAGAAAGUCCAGGCUCCAGUCUGCUGUCUGGACCUGCUGCUGGACUGCCUCAAUAACCAGAUCUGUCCUGGUUCUCCUCCUGGUGUUUGGGUCUGCAGCACCGACAUGAUCCUGACUGUUCCCUCCGACUACGUGUUGUCGUGGGAGGGUUUCUCUGGCGUUCGGGUUUUGGCUCUACCGGGUGACGUCUCCUACGCAGCCAAUCAUGGAGUCUACCUGACCGACAAACAGGGUCAGGUCAGGGACAUCAUCUACAAGGGAACAGCCGAACAGAUCCAACAAGCUCUGAUGCCUGACGGGAAGGUGCCGCUGGUGUCAGGUCCGGUCUUCUUCAGCAGGGUCGUAUCGGAGAAGUUACUGCAGGCCCACGUCACUCCUCCUCUGGACGGCUGCACCUACCUGGGCCUGGACUCUGGAGCUCCACCCCUCCAGAUCUCUCUCUUCCUGGACAUGCUGAAGUGCCUCUGCUCAGAUCAGACCCAGGAUCAGUUUGUGAACGAGGAGCGAGUCGGCUGCUGUUCUGCCACCGGGCCACAGGGGGCGGCGAUGAGGAGCGGCCGGGCGGAGCUGUGGAGGAUCCUGAGAGGAACUGCGCUCAGCCUCGCGUAUGUCCCUGGCGGUCGCUAUGACUACCUGACUCUCUCCGGGAAGCAGCAUGUCUCCCGUCUGACCUGUGAUUGGACACGCAGAAACACUCUGUCUCACAUCCAGAGCGAGCGAGCCGUGAGCGAAGGAGCCCGGGUCAUCAACAGCGUGCUAGAGGGAGAUAUCGCCCUGGCAACAGGAGCUGUGGUGCAGCACUGCCACCUACAGGGUCCUCUGGAGGUCCCCUCGGGCUGUUUACUGUCAGGGCUCAAGUUGUCCACAUCAGACACCCGAGAGCUGUCGCUGGCCAAUGACAUCAUCAUCCAGGGCCAUCGCAUUGAGCUGGGAGAGCUGAAGCUGAACGUCUUCACCGUGAUGGGAGCGCAGGACGAGCUGGAGGUCUCGUCUGAUGCCGGCAGUGCCUCCUUCCUCAACCAGAGUUGGAGUCUCUUCUUUAGCAGAACUGGAAUCCAGCCAGAGGAGCUGUGGGUCAGAGGAGAACAGCGCUCCCUGCUGGAGGCUCGUCUCUUCCCGGUCCUCCACCCCAGAGGAGGCGCCGUGGGCCUGGAGGGAGGUGUGACCUGGCUGCUGGGAGGGGGCGGCGGCUGCCUGAAGAGGUGGAGGGAGGCGUGGAGGCUGUCCCUGAAGGAGGUGCUGUCGCUCACCCACCAGGAGGCGGAGCUGCAGUGGAGGGAGGAGCUGCUGUUCCUGGCGGGCAGGAGGAGGGUGAUUGACGUCUUCGCAAAACGCACAGAUGUCUGCCUGCUGCCGUGGUUCAGGGCGGCGGUGCUGGGAAGCCAGCAGGGGGCGCUGCUGGAGACUCUGGACUGCAUUGCAGCUGGUCGGACAGGAGAGCUGGGGGCGGGGCCUGGCCUGAAGGCAGAGCCAGGCAUGGAGCUGGGCGUGGCGGCUCGGUGUCUGUCCUGCAUCGCCGACGUGCUUGUGUGCAUGGCGGGGGAGGGGCGGGGCGGGCUGAGGAGCGGACCUGCUGCUAACGAGGCCUGGAGCUCCGCCUACUUCCUGUUGGAACAGGGGGACUUGAGGGGGGGCGUCCAUGCCCUCGCCACGCAGAGAGCCCAUUGGCUGAGCAGGCCGGACCUGCUGGUGCGGGCUGCGCGGCACUACGAGGGCGCCGGGCAGGUGCUGCUCCGGCAGGCUGUGAUGUCAUCGCAGAAGUUCAUCUCCAUCGGGGCGGGCGAGAUCCCGCCCCUUGAGGAGUGGCAGGAGGUGGAGUGUCCGGCCAGACUGGACUUGGCAGGUGGCUGGAGCGACACUCCACCCAUCGCCUUCGAGCAUGGCGGCUCAGUGACCAACGUGGCAGUGAAGGUUGAUGGGAAACGCCCCAUCGGCGCCAGGGCCCGUCGCAUCAGAGAGCCCCGCCUCCGGCUGGUCAGCCACACCGGGGGGCGGGACUGUGGGGUUUCCAUGGAGACGGUGUGUGAAAGCCUGGAGGAUCUGAAGGACCACUGUCAGCCACAUGCACCUGGAGCCCUGUUGAAGGCAGUGUGUGUGUGCAGUGGUUUGGUGUCUCUCUCCUCCCAGCAGCCUCUGGGGGAUCAGCUGAUGGAGCGCUGGGGAGGCGGCGUUGAGCUCCACAGCUGGUCCAUACUGCCCACCGGAUCUGGACUGGGUACCAGCAGUAUCCUGGCGGGGGCGCUGCUGGCUGCUGUGUACAGAUGCACCGGCCGAACCUACGACACCGACUCCCUCAUCCACGCCGUCCUCUACCUGGAGCAGAUACUAACCACAGGGGGAGGCUGGCAGGACCAGGUGGGAGGUCUGGUGGGCGGAGUCAAGGUGGGUCGCUCCAAAGCAACGCUCCCCCUGAAGGUGGAAGUGGAAUGUCUCAGGCCUCCGGACGACUUCCUGGUUUCCCUGGAACAGCACCUCCUGCUGGUCUACACUGGCAAAACACGCCUGGCACGCAACCUGCUGCAGGAUGUGGUGCGUAGCUGGUACAGCCGCCUGCCCUCCAUGGUGCAGAACGCCCAGCAGCUGGUAGCCAACGCUGAGGAGUGUGCCAGAGCUUGUACAGACGGCUCUCUGUCCAGGCUGGGGCUGUGUCUGGAUCGGUCCUGGCAGCAGAAGAAGCUGAUGGCUCCAGGUUGUGAGCCGGCGUCGGUCCGGUCCAUGAUGGAGGCGCUGAGGCCGCUGGUCCUGGGUCAGAGCCUGGCCGGGGCCGGCGGCGGCGGCUUCCUCUACCUGCUGACCCGGGAGCCUCGGCAGCAGCAGGCGGUCCUGCAGCUCCUCAACAACACACCGGGUCUUGGAGACUUCAGCGUUCACUCAGUGGAGCUGGACAUGGACGGGAUUACAGUCCUUCCACCAGGCUGAGCACACACACACACACAUACACAUACACACACACACACACACACACACACACACACAUCUGAUAGUGACGGUCAGAAUGUCCCACACUGUGACCACAGGCUGACUGUUAAACUGAAAAUCAAGUGUUAAUUAUGGGGAAUGAGGCUGAAUGAUUGAUGAUGGUGAUUUUGAUUCUCUUUGUAGUUUCCACACGUGAUUUACACACCUGAUCUGUGUGCAGAGCGAACAGGAAAUGUCUUUCACAUGUUCAGGAUAAAGACAGUCAGUUAUCAAAUCAACUGUGGCAGGUGACCGACUGUCUGUGAACGAUGAAGCUGCUGGAUUCUGGGAUUUAUUAUUGUCAUUUUACUAAUGAGCGUCAAUAAGACUUAAAUGAACAGCGUGAAAACUAUAUUGCAGUCAGCAGCUGUAGCACAGAUGACAGCAGCUCAAAGACACACAAAUCUAUUUCUGAUGACUUUUCCAGUUGCAUGAAAAAUGUAUUUGAUGAAGACUCUCGUUUUGUUUAUUGACAGAAUAAAUCACAAGAACAAAAAGCCUCAAACAUUUCUUGCAUGGCCGUCUGGUCUGGACCUCUCAAGAAUUAAAUGAUAAAAAAAAAAAUAUGGAUGAAAAGGAGAAAGUGCUAAUUAAUUUGAUAAAUCUAUUCCCGAAUCGUGAAUCAUUUGAAUAAAAACGUCAGUGAUUAGAUGAAAACACAAUUGAUUUUAUGAAAGUGCUGGUUCUGAUAAAGACGGGGGUGCUUUAAUCAAAUCACUUGUUUUCAUCAAAUCACUUUUUUUAUUAGAACAGUGUUUGAUUUGGGAUGAAAUGUAUCCAAUUAAUUACACUUUGAUUUCUCUCUUUUAAAUCAUUAAUCAGCUAUGUUUUUAUCAGUUCAUUUUUGAGAUCCACCAGUAAUAAUGUCUUAGUACAUCUGUGUGUUUGUGUGUGUGUGUGUGUGUGUGUGUGUGUGUGU